Trypanosoma grayi is the source of this 2577-nucleotide messenger RNA. RefSeq names its product ATP-dependent RNA helicase. NCBI's taxonomy places the organism in Eukaryota, Euglenozoa, Kinetoplastea, Trypanosomatida, Trypanosomatidae. Gene Ontology annotation, molecular function: RNA helicase activity; nucleic acid binding; ATP binding. The transcript has a single exon. The record is from RefSeq and is a predicted model, not a curated record. Bases 1 to 2577 code for a protein of 858 amino acids. Gene Ontology annotation, cellular component: nucleolus.
AUGUCGCUGAAGAAGACAACGUUUAAACAACGCGUUCGCAAGAAUGACAUGAAGGGGCGACACAAGGCCUCUAGCGAGUUGCGUAAACGCAUGCGUGCGGCGAAGCGGCGGCACAACCGAUUCGACAACAUCGAACGAGGCUCGCGGCCGCUGGAGGAACUUGUAGAGGACAUCUCGCAGGGUUCCGCGGCGCCCGCGCGCGAGGUGGCGCUGGACCCCCGCAGCCUCACCGACUUGCUGCUGCGCCCCGCCGCAGAGGUGAGUGGCACCCGCACGCGAUUGGCGCUGCCAGAUGCGCCGCUGCCGGAGAGUGACCCGCUCGCUCUGCCGGAGGUGCACAUGGAUGACGACGCUGCAAGGGGCGGCAGGGAGAGUGCACCGUCGGCGAACAAGAAUCAGUACCGGCAUCAUGGCGACCCUUACCUCUUCUGGGACCGCGUUGGCCUGCAUCCUUUGCUCCUCAAGGCUCUGAAGUCCAUGAGGUUCACACACCCCACGCCGGUGCAAGAGGAGGUGCUGCCUAGUGUUCUCUCAAAAGACAGCGGAGAAGCUGCUGCGAAUGCUUCUUCCAAGAAGGCAAGUAAAAAGCAGCAAGAGUGGCACAAGGAUGUUAUUAUCUCUGCAGAAACAGGCAGUGGAAAGACGCUGGCCUUUGCACUGCCCAUCCUACAUCAUAUUCUGUCAACAACCGCAAUACCUCUCGACACUGAAAAAUCGUGCCCCAAUGGAGCUGAACAUGAUGAAGGUAACAAUGAAGAUAAUGAAGAAGAGAACCAGAACAAUGUUGACGAGACGAUGGAGCGCAGCCAAAAAGCCUCUAAGGGUAAAAAGAGCUGUGUAGCGAAAAAAGCGCAUAGCAAGGGUGCUGACAAGAGCGGUAGAAAGCGCAAGCGGCCCGAGGACGAGAUAAAGGCUGAGGAGGAGGAUCUUCCCACAACAGCCAAUGCGGGAUCAAAAAAUCGCCUAAUGCAAGCUCUUAUUGUCUCCCCCACCCGCGAGUUGGCUCUACAAAUCAACGAAGCAUUUCUGCAGCUGACACAACACGCGCGACAUGUUGUCAUUGGGUGUGUGGUGGGCGGUAUGGCGCCGGAAAAGCAACAGCGCGUGCUGAAUCGUCACCCACACGUGCUGAUAUGUACACCCGGUCGUCUUUGGGAACUUGUGCAGAAGAACGAAGGUUGUUAUCUUGGUCAUAGCAUCAGUCGUCGCCUUGCCUACGUGGUUCUCGAUGAGGCUGACAAACUCCUUCAGUCUGGCCGCUUUGACGAGUUGAAGAAUAUGCUAGAGCGCAUUCACUGUGAGGUGCUACCCGCUGGUUUUGUGCAGGAGCGUGAGGAGGGCGCGGAGACGGGGGAAAUGGAGCUAGAAGCGGGUCGGUGGGACGCGGAAACGCAGACGUUUGUCCCAUUUUCGAAACAGUCAGCUGAAAGUAGCAAUGAGGCAGGCGGAGAGCAGCUGCAGCAACGUCAUCGGAAGGACACUCCGCGUCCGAUUCCAAUGCCGCCCAACCCGCCUGAAGGUCACCGCGUUGUCACCUUCGUCACAAGUGCGACGCUUUCGCUUCAGACAAACUAUGAACGCAAGGAUCUGCGGUCAAAAAAGACGGUUAUCCGUACCUCCAACGCCGACACUUUGACAACAGUUCUUCAGCAACUGGAGAUUAAGCCUUCCUACGCCCAUGUGUUCACCAUCUCGCCCAAGGCGGACGUUGCCACUAAGAUCCGAGAGACCUACCUGCGUUGCCCCGGUGACAGCAAAGAUCUCUACCUAUACUACUUCCUAAAGAUGUACCGUGAACGCACAAUUGUGUUUGUCAACGCCAUAUCCAUGCUUCGCCGAUUGGUGAAACUGUUGGAGGUGCUCGGCAUCCCUGUGGCGGGACUCCACGCCUCGCUUCAACAGCGGCAGCGCUUGAAGUACAUUGACAAGUUUAGAAAGGGCGAAAAGCUUGUGUUGGUGGCCACUGAUAUUGCCUCUCGUGGUAUAGACGUAGAGGGUCUGAAAUACGUCAUCCACUUCCAGGUGCCACGAUCGACCGACGCUUAUAUUCACCGUUGUGGUCGUACGGCGCGUUGUGGUGGCACUGGCCUCUCUGUCUUGAUGGUCAAUGCGCAGGAGCACGUCUCCUUUAAGAAGUUGAUGGAUUCCCUUGGUCGUCAGGCAAACGAGAUGGAGGUGUUUGCGUUACAACCAACUAUUGUGCAUCAGCUUCACUCCCACGUGAAGGUAGCCCUGCAGAUUGACAAGCUGCAGAAGGAGAUUGACAAAUCAAGAGCGCAGAACAACUGGGCACGUCGCAUGAGCCGCGAGGCUGAUAUUGAGGUGGACGACAUGGUUGACGAUGAGGCGGACAACGAGAACAGAUCAAAGGAGAAGGCCAUUAAGCUGCUCAAGAAGCGGUUGGCGUUGCUCGUCGAGAAGGACAUGGGCACGGCGGGUGGCAAGGGCGGCUUCCGUACCAGCGCGCAGGCACUCGGGGCCAAAAAAGCGGAAGCGAAGCUGGUUGAGCGUGCCACUGGGCAGGUCACGCAAAGGAAGAGCAAAGUGAAGACACAAUUGCGCAAGAGCAGCGGGUGA